Molecule: messenger RNA, 234 nt
Organism: Mollisia scopiformis
Lineage: Eukaryota; Fungi; Ascomycota; Leotiomycetes; Helotiales; Mollisiaceae
Exons: 4
Coding region: 1-234 (77 amino acids)
Biological process (GO): mitochondrial respiratory chain complex IV assembly
Cellular component (GO): mitochondrial intermembrane space
Source: RefSeq, a predicted model, not a curated record
AUGUCGAAAUCAGAGAGUGAUUCAAAAGUAGCCACCGCUGUGGAGGAUGAUGAUGAGCCGGACGACUGGGACAAACGUAUCUUCAGCACUGGAUGCUCAGUUGAAAACGCAAAGAUGACGGACUGCUAUUUCGAGAAGAAGGACUGGAGGCAAUGCAAAGACGAGCUUGAGACGUUCAGGAAGUGUUGGAAGCAGCAUCAAAAUGACGAGAGGACGGAUACAAAAGAUGCUUGA